Messenger RNA from Cylindrotheca closterium, 867 nucleotides. NCBI's taxonomy places the organism in Eukaryota, Bacillariophyta, Bacillariophyceae, Bacillariales, Bacillariaceae. The record is from the annotation of a GenBank genome assembly.
AUGUGCAUCAACCCUACUGCUACCAUCACAAUCAAAGCGGAUCCCAAUGCCAUAUUGGAGCGAAAAGUCCAAGAAUUGAUCACCAAAGCGAGAGAAACCAAAGACGAUGAUCCAGUCUUAAAGGUGGCAUCCAAGCCCAAGCUUUACGAUGGAGCCCUCCGUGCUGGAACUCCCAUCUAUGUUGCUCGUUCUCACAUUCCAGUCUUCCUUCUCGUCGCUGCGUGUACAAGUCUAGUGGCCUGGUCCAUUUACGACACCAAUCUGGCAAUCGUUGCCUGUUGCGUGGCCGGAGCCUUGGUCGGAUACGACAUGCUCAGUGGGUUCCUGCACAUUGUCUUUGACAAUCCAGACAACCUCUACAUUCCCAUUUUGGGACAACCUUGUCUCGAGUUUCAAAUGCACCAUCAUUUCCCAACAGACUUGGUGCAGCGCGACUUUUUGGAUGUCUGUGGCGACCUGAACUUGGUCGGCUUGGUCGUGUCCGUCUUCACGAUCCUUGCGUUUGACCCCAUUAACGAUCCACUCGUUCGUUGCAUGGGUGGACUCAAAAUGCUCAUGGCCUAUUAUGGACAAUUUUCGCACCGUUCGGCUCAUACUCCUUCUACGGUCAAUAACAAGUUCAUCUCGGGCCUUCGAUCCGCUGGACUGAUGAUUCCGUUGGAGAAGCACCGCUCGCACCACCGUCCUCCACAUGACAUGGACUUUUGCUUGGUGGGCGUCUGCAAUCCUCUCAUCAACUUUCUUUACCAUAAGGUCACCCGAAACCGUUUCUUUUGGAUGAUUGGUUUCUUUGCCUAUGGUUUGAUGGGAGUCAAGGUUGAGGCCAUGGUCAUGGAAAAGAUUUUGACUGUCGUUGGCAUGUACUAA